GUCCAUGAGAAGACGCCUCUGAAGGUGAAGAACUUUGGGAUCUGGUUGAGGUACGACUCUCGCAGCGGAACCCACAACAUGUACCGAGAGUACAGAGACCUGACCACGUCUGGAGCUGUCACUCAGUGCUAUCGGGACAUGGGGGCUCGCCAUCGGGCCCGAGCCCACUCCAUCCAGAUCAUGAAGGUCCAGGUCAUCGCCGCCAACAAGUGCCGCCGCCCGGCCAUCAAGCAGUUCCACGACUCCAAAAUCAAGUUCCCCCUGCCCCACCGGGUCCUGCGGCGCCAACACAAACCUCGCUUCACCACCAAGAGACCAAACACCUUCUUCUAAACACAACUGUUGUUGUUGUUGUUGUUCUGCAGCAAACAAUAAAUGUUCUGAGAGAAAACAAA
This is a messenger RNA of Austrofundulus limnaeus, 395 nucleotides long. It is a transcript of the gene rpl18a, whose product is annotated as ribosomal protein L18a. Gene Ontology annotation, molecular function: structural constituent of ribosome. Gene Ontology annotation, cellular component: ribosome. Gene Ontology annotation, biological process: translation. NCBI's taxonomy places the organism in Eukaryota, Metazoa, Chordata, Actinopteri, Cyprinodontiformes, Rivulidae. The record is from RefSeq and is a predicted model, not a curated record.